Messenger RNA from Papaver somniferum (opium poppy), 3101 nucleotides. RefSeq names its product protein DETOXIFICATION 24-like. NCBI's taxonomy places the organism in Eukaryota, Viridiplantae, Streptophyta, Magnoliopsida, Ranunculales, Papaveraceae. The transcript has 11 exons. Gene Ontology annotation, molecular function: antiporter activity; xenobiotic transmembrane transporter activity. The record is from RefSeq and is a predicted model, not a curated record. Gene Ontology annotation, cellular component: membrane. Gene Ontology annotation, biological process: xenobiotic detoxification by transmembrane export across the plasma membrane. Bases 105 to 1610 code for a protein of 501 amino acids.
UACUGCAAGUUUGAGAGUCAAUGAACAAGUUACAAACUGAGAUAGUAUGUUAUUGUUCAUUCACUUGAUCAGGUAGAUGAAGAAGGUCAACUAAUAAAGCAUUCAUGAAAAAGUUAGUAGAAUCAAUGGAAACUAACAAUAGAGUUGAAAAAAAUCUACUACUAACAAGGUCAUCAUCAUCAUCUUAUGAUGAGAUUGAAAGUAAUCAAAAUUUGAGCAAAAGAUUUUGGGUUGAAUCACUGAAAGUAUGGAAAAUUGCAUUUCCUACUACGGUUGCUAGAGUCACAUCAUUUGGUAUUCUUGUUGUCACACAAUCAUUCAUGGGUUAUAUUGGUGAUAUUGAACUUGCUGCUUAUUCUUUGAUGCAAAUCUUUCUGCUUCGUUUUGCAAAUGGAAUCCUGUUAGGAAUGGCAAGCGCUCUUGAGACAUUUUGUGGGCAAGCAUUUGGAGCAAAACAAUACCAAAUGAUGGGAAUUUAUUUGCAGCGGUCUUGGAUAAUUCUUCUGAUCACUGUAAUGCUUAUAACUCCCAUUUUCAUCUUUUUGACUUCGAUUUUGAGGUUACUUGGUGAAGGACAAGAGUUAUCUAUAGUGGCAGGGAAUCUUUCACUAUGGUGCAUUCCGGUUCUCUAUUACUUUGUUUUUGACUACACUUUGCAAAUAUAUCUCCAAGCCCAACUCAAGAACAUGAUCGUGGGAUGGUUGUCCGCAGCCGCAUUUGUUUUGCAUAUAAUCUUGUCGUGGGUAUUUGUGAUCAAGUUCAAUUUGGGUGUACCUGGUGCAAUGGGAGCUAUGAUUAUUUCAACGUGGUCAAUGGUAAUCGGGUUAUUCAUUUAUGUGUGCGGUGGUUGGUGCCCUGAUACAUGGACAGGUUUAUCAAUAAGCGCAUUCUCUGAACUUCUUCCGGUUGUUCGGCUUUCACUCUCAUCUGGUGUGAUGCUCUGUGUUGAGUUAUGGUACAAUGCGGUUCUUGUCUUAAUGGCAGGAUACCUUAGAAAUGCAGAGAUCUCAAUUUCUGCCUUCUCCAUUUGCCUCAAUAUUUUGGGUUGGCAGUUUAUGAUAAUCCUUGGUCCUGCAACAGCAGCAUGUGUACGAGUGGCAAACGAACUUGGAGCUGGGAAUGUGAAAGCAGCACAAUUCUCCGUUAAAGUCAUCAUGACCAUUUCCGUAUCACUUGGAUUGGUCUUUUGGACUUUGACUUUGAUCUUUGGCAACUCCAUCUCGUAUUUGUUCUCGAGUAGCAAUGAGAUUGCAAAAGCAGUCUCAAGUCUCUCGGUUCUUCUAUCUUUCUCAGUCUUACUCAGCAGCAUCUAUCCAGUAGUUACAGGGGUGGCAAUUGGUGCUGGUUGGCAAACACUGGUGGCUUAUGUGAACAUCACUUGCUACUAUAUUAUUGGGAUUCCUAUUGGACUUCUGCUUGCAUAUGUCUUCCAUUUCCUAGCUCAGGGAAUAUGGAUUGGAAUGAUAUGUGGGGUUGCGAUGCAAACGCUUGCUCUUAUUUACUUCACCUGGAAAAGUGAUUGGGGUGCUCAGGUGGAAGCUGCAUCAGCCCGUCUAAAGAAGUUCUCGAGGGAACCUGAAGAGUCCUACGAAAACAUAAAUCACGCCUAACUGAUUUAUGUCAAGGACAGAAUGUGUUUGACGCUUGAUGAAGAGUACUUCCUGUUUAGUCAUUGUUCGACGCUAAACUGGGCUUCGACCCACCCCUCAAAGGUCCAUAAUGUGAAUUUCAUUUGCAACCCAAUGCGCAGCCUACCAUCAUGCCCACUGGCGACUCAUUUUUUGCUUAACAUAUAUACAGGCAGCCGAUUGAAAACAACUGUGAGAACUAUUGUCACAUCCAUUUUUCAAAUUUUUUCCACUGUCAAAUCCACCGUCCAAAAAGUUCACGGGCGCACCCAUUUUUCCUGAACAAAAUUCCUCAGAGACCCAUAUUUUCUAAAAUUCUCUGUUUUUCUUUUUGAGAGGAUAAGGAGGAAUUGACAGGGGAUUUCAUUAUUAAAUCAGAACCGGAUGAUGCAAGAUCUGUAUUUUUUGUUGAUUUUCGUAGGGUUUCUGAAGCACAUCCACAGGGGAUGAAGCUAUUCGAGAUGAGUUUCCAGGUUUGUUCAUACUUGGCAUAUCGUGUCUUCGUAUUCUUCUUAGCACUUUCAGAAUCGGUUGUGCUGUUGUUAUUGAUGGCAGUGGAGUGAUCGAGAGCAAUAAGACAGGGUAGUGUUGCCAUUGAUCGAUGAGAGGUGCUGUGAUGCUGUCUCGGUGAUAUGAUGACGAGAAGCUGAGGGACUAUUAAGUUGCGAUGGUUUAGAGAGAAAUCAGUGAGAAAUGUUUGUUGCCAAUGAUUUAAAGAACGAGAAGAAAACAGGGAACUGUGGAUGGAGUCGAUCAGUCGAGCUUCUUGUUUCUGCUGAUGGAGACGAUGAAGAUUGCUAAUGGUGGAACUGUAUAUAUAACUUUUUAUGGUUGUUCGUUUGGCAGAGAAAUACUUCACAGAUUUUCAGUUGAAACUGGUCUCAAAGUUUUCGAAUUUCACUAACGGAGUGCGUAUUGCCGGAUAGUCUUUGCAAUUUUCAACUAUGAUUUCCAGUACGUAACUGGAGACCAAGUGUGUGCUAUUACAGGUAAGAGCAUAUGAAAAGUUUCAAAAUGAUGGAUGGACUUUAGUUGUCGAAGAAAAUUGGCAUUCGUCAUGGGUUUGAGAUCGGCCUGCCUUAGCUGGGAAAAUAUAACGACACAGGUUAUCAUGGCCAUACCAAUUUUGGCCUUUUUGUAGUCUACUAAGAUUUGUCCAUGACUAUUGAUUAAAUUAUAGAUUUGUCUUAAUAGCAGCUGCAGUACUAUCACUUUCCAGGAUGCAGUACCGUGUUAGUGUGUAGAUGAGCAAUCAGUUAUUAGGCAAUUGCGUUGAAACUUCCAGAAACUUUCUUGUAUACAGUUCUCUAGUUUUGAGUGGCAUAGCGUUUGUACUUUUUAGCUGUACUUACUGGAGGUUCUUCAACGUCAUGAUUAUGAAGUUAUUGUCCUUUUAAUUGUUUCCUGAAUUGGACAAAAAAAGCCGUAGAUAGUGGUUCCAAUAAAGUAAAUAUGAUGUCUGGGUUUUUGGUA